AUGUCGUCCACUCUCUCUGCCGAAGAUGAAGAUAUCUUCGAGCGUCUGCAGCACCGUGCGGACCCGAAAAUACAGGAAGAGCAGCAGCAAGCUGUCAACGAACGGGUCAAUGUCAUUUAUCAAAAGGCCCAGUCACGGCUGGGAGAGCUGAUCGACCAGAACUCCACCCUGCCGUGCGCCAUCUCGUCAAUCCAGGUCCUCAACGCGAAAAACACUCGCAGGGCCUUUUUGGAACGGAUUUUCGAUCCUCUAUUAAGCACUAAUAAGACGAGGCCGUAUACGCUCGCCGAGGCCUUGCGGGAGGUGUCGGCACGCGCGGACAAGCUCAGCAGGUUUGAUGUCUUUCAGCAACCGGUCUCCGUAUACCUGGAUCAGUCACCCGACGCUGACAUCCAGACCGGACUGCCUAACCUCGAUGUUUACAUUUCCGCCAAGGAGAAGUCCCGCGUCCUGUUGAAGACGGGAACCGAUCUCGGAAACACCGAGGGAUCAGCAUUUGGAAACCUCCUCUGGCGCAAUGUGUUUGGAGGUGCCGAAAACCUGAAUUUGAACGCUUCCAUGGGCACCCGAACCCGGUCUGCCUACCAGGCUACCUUUGAGACCCCGAUUCUCAGCGACCCCGACUUCCGUUUCGAGCUUGGCGGUCUUGCAAGUGCGACGCAAAAGUCAUGGGCCAGCCACGAAGAGGUGCUGAAGGGGGGCUGGAGUAAGCUCCGGUGGCUGAGUCAGUCCGGCCAUCGCCAUGAGCUCGGCUACAAUGGAUUCUGGAGACAGAUGACCAGCUUGGCCGACAAUGCGUCUCUGGCGGUCCGGGCGGAUGCGGGCGACAGCGUGAAGAGCAGUAUUUUCCAUAGCUGGACCCAAGACCGACGAGACAACCCUCUCCUCCCGUCUCGCGGGUACUACGCCAAGGCUUUCAACGAAUUGGCGGGCUUGGGACCUCUGAAGGGAGACGUCUCUUUCUGGAAAUCCGAGAUUGAGACGCAGGGCGCAAUCCCCAUCCCCAUUCCUGGAAUCAAAGGCGACAGCGGGGUUAGCUUUACCACCAGCUUCCGUGCCGGCCUCCUCUAUCCCCUCGGACUCGAUUCCAACAACCGGCCCCAGCCUUCGCGCGUCAACGAUCGCUUCCUGCUCGGAGGGCCCACCGAUGUUCGCGGAUUCCGCCUCUGUGGUCUCGGACCUCGCGAUGGGCAGGAUGCCGUGGGCGGAGAUGCCUACGCUGCGGGAAGCGCCAACCUGUUUCUCCCCCUUCCCCGAGUGGGCGCUGAGAAGCCUCUCCGUCUCCAGGCGUUUGUGAACGGCGGACGCCUGCUGCCUCUGCGCACCUCGCAGAAGACGGCACCCAGCACCAGUGCGGAGGUUCAGGACGCUGUGGCCUCUACGCUUUCCGAGCUGGGCAAUGGACUGCCCAGUAUGGCGGCUGGAAUCGGGCUGGUGUACGCUCACCCGGUUGCGCGGUUCGAGCUGAACGUUUCCCUCCCAUUGGUGUUGCGCAAGGGUGAGGAGGGUCGGAAGGGAUUGCAGCUGGGGAUCGGCAUCAACUUCCUAAUUCAACAACCCUACGGGGGCGGCCCAGGCCCAUCCGCCCAAAACCUCCAAUUCUACCCAUCCUCCUACGGCUCCGUAUCCGGCCACACGACACCCUCGCAAGCCUCGUACGGCGGAUUCGGCGGCGCAUCCAACCCCGCCGCGCAGGCUUACUCCGGAGGUGCCGGGGGCGGAUACGGGUUCGGGUCUCCGGCCGGGGCUGGGGCCGCUGCGGCGGGCGUGGGCGGCGUGAGUGGGAGGAUGGGCGAGCAGGGGGGUCUGCGGACGGGGUGGCUUGCUGCGUUUGGGACGGAGGGGUAUGAUGGGGAGCCGCCUUUGCUGGAGGAGUUGGGGGUGAAUUUUGAACAUAUUCGGACGAAGACACUCACCGUUCUCAACCCAUUCGCUCGAAUCGACCAACACCUAAUGGACGACAGCGACCUGUACGGCGCCCUGCUCUACAUCGUGCUCUACGGGACCUUCCUCCUGCUCUCAGGAAAGGUCUUCUACGGGUACAUCUACGGGGUGGCCGUCUUCGGCACCGUAGCCCUGCACCUCAUCCUCAGCCUGAUGUCUCCCGCCCUCGAUACAGCCCUACAUACACCCCCCAACGCAGCCGACCCAUCCGCCAACUACGACCCGCACCACAAACCCAGCAUGUCCGACGCCUCCGCCGCGGGGCACUUCUCCGCGACGCUGACAUUCCCGCGCUCCGCCAGCGUGCUGGGCUACUGCUUUCUGCCGCUGGUGCUGACGAACUUGGUGGGCAUCAUGCUGCCGAUGGAUACGCUGUUCGGGUAUCUUCUGACGACGGCUGCUGUGGGAUGGUCCACGUACAGCUCGUCGGGGAUGUUCUGUGCUGUGGCGCGGAUGCGCGGUAUGAGGGGAUUGGUGGCGUAUCCGUUGGCGCUGUUUUAUGUCGUUUUUGGGAUCAUGGGCAUUUUUUCCUCGCGCGGGAGUGGCUCGUUGGCUGCUAAGACGGGGUCGGCUUGA
Messenger RNA from Aspergillus candidus, 2520 nucleotides. RefSeq names its product SAM complex subunit SAM50 (gene sam50). Gene Ontology annotation, biological process: vesicle fusion with Golgi apparatus; endoplasmic reticulum to Golgi vesicle-mediated transport. Bases 1 to 2520 code for a protein of 839 amino acids. Lineage: Eukaryota; Fungi; Ascomycota; Eurotiomycetes; Eurotiales; Aspergillaceae. The transcript has 7 exons. Gene Ontology annotation, cellular component: outer membrane; trans-Golgi network. The record is from RefSeq and is a predicted model, not a curated record.